AAUCUUUGUAUUUCAGGUACAUCCUUCACGCUAAGAAGACUGCGUUUGUGGUGGAGCACGACUUCAUCAUGGCGACGUACCUGGCCGACAGGGUCAUCGUGUUCGACGGCAUUCCCUCCACGAAGACCUUUGCGAACAGGCCUCAGAGUCUGCUGGCUGGGAUGAACCGCUUCCUGUCGCUGCUGGAGAUCACGUUCAGGAGAGACCCAAACAACUUCAGACCCAGAAUCAACAAACUCAACUCCAUAAAGGACACGGAACAGAAGAAGAGCGGGAACUAUUUCUUCCUGGACGAUUAAACCUCCGAGCGUCGGACCAGCGCCUCAACAUUUCCAGCCGGGCUGCGUUCACAUCCACCAUAAACAAAAAUAAACCCAUCAGCCUUCCUGUACCGAGCUGCGUUCAGUAACCGGCCAUGUUGUGACGUGUAAAUGAAGCGCAUCCUGCGUGCGUCGGCCCGACCGCGGGCUGAGCCCACGCAGCGGAGGCAUCGCAGAACAUUCAGCAGCGUAUUUAAACACUCAUGCAUUCACAUCGAGUUUAAUAAACUGAUGCUUCCUGAACUGGCA
This is a messenger RNA of Nematolebias whitei (Rio pearlfish), 569 nucleotides long. RefSeq names its product ATP-binding cassette sub-family E member 1-like. The record is from RefSeq and is a predicted model, not a curated record. NCBI's taxonomy places the organism in Eukaryota, Metazoa, Chordata, Actinopteri, Cyprinodontiformes, Rivulidae. The transcript is spliced from 3 exons. Gene Ontology annotation, biological process: translational termination; ribosomal subunit export from nucleus; translational initiation. Gene Ontology annotation, molecular function: ATP binding; ribosomal small subunit binding; iron ion binding. Bases 69 to 299 code for a protein of 76 amino acids.